AUGAAAAUAUCUGCCUUCAAAAGGGAGGUCGGAAGGCUACCGAUAACUGCAGAUCACGCAGUGAGCCUUGAGUGGAUGAAGGAUCACAGAAGGUUUGAAGGCAACGUUGCAGCGGACAAAUUGGCUAAAACAUGCGCCAUGGCUAGGGAAUUCAUAGUCAUCUCCUCGGACAUAUUUGUAUUCAUUUCUGGUGAAAAGCGUAUUAGACUCCAACUCAACUUCAUAUCUGAAGCCAUGAAGGCUGUAGACCGUUGA
This is a messenger RNA of Arctia plantaginis, 255 nucleotides long. The record is from the annotation of a GenBank genome assembly. NCBI's taxonomy places the organism in Eukaryota, Metazoa, Arthropoda, Insecta, Lepidoptera, Erebidae.